Salvia splendens (bonfire salvia) is the source of this 1145-nucleotide messenger RNA. RefSeq names its product peroxidase 18-like. Lineage: Eukaryota; Viridiplantae; Streptophyta; Magnoliopsida; Lamiales; Lamiaceae. Gene Ontology annotation, molecular function: heme binding; peroxidase activity. The record is from RefSeq and is a predicted model, not a curated record. The transcript is spliced from 5 exons. Gene Ontology annotation, biological process: hydrogen peroxide catabolic process; response to oxidative stress. The annotation marks the transcript as partial.
UUUGUCACUGUUCCAAUUUUCAAAACCUGCCUCAACCAUCUCCAGAAUAAAUGCAGAGGUUCAUGCCCUGCGGCUGAAAUCACAGUGAGAUCAGCUUCUGAUUUGGAUCUUACGAUCCCUGGGAAGCUCCUCCGCUUGCUCUUCCACGAUUGCUUCGUCGAGGGCUGUGAUGCUUCCAUACUACUACAAGGAAAUGGGACGGAGAGAAGCGAUCCUGGAAACACGUCCGUUGACGGAUUCGCCGUGAUAGACUCAGCAAAGAGAUUGCUUGAAAUCUUCUGCCCCGAAACAGUUUCUUGUGCCGACAUUCUUGCACUAGCUGCUAGAGAUGCAGUUGAAUAUACUGGGGGACCAAGUGUGCAGAUUCCGACAGGAAGGAGAGAUGGCAGGAUUUCAGCAGCUGCAAAUGUGAGACCAAACAUCAUAGACACAAGUUUCACAUUAGAUGAGAUGGCUAAGCUCUUCUUUGCCAAGGGUUUGUCUAUGGACGACCUCGUUACUCUCUCAGGGGGUCACACGAUUGGAAAAUCACAUUGUAGCUCAUUCAACGACCGGUUCAAGCUCGACCUGAAUGGAAAUGUUACAGUGAUCGAUUCAUCCCAAGACCAGCAGUACGCGGUCCAGCUAUCGAAAAUGUGCGCUGCCGGUGUUAGGGAUGAUUCGAUCACUGUCAAUAAUGACCCAGGGACGCCAUUUCAGUUCGAUAACCAGUACUACAAGAUACUGUUGGAGCACAAGGGGCUUUUCCAGUCUGAUUCUGCACUGGUAAAUGAUAACAGAACGUUGAGCAAAGUGGUGGAAUUUGCUAACAGCCAAGAUGGUUUCUUUGAGAGUUGGGUUGUUUCUUUCUUGAAACUUUCCAUUGUUGGGGUUAAGACCGGUGAUGAGGGCGAAAUUCGACAAUCUUGUUCGAUGCCUAAUCGAUGAUCGGAUUAUCACCACUGUUCGUUUCUCCGAUGCUUCUCCAAUCGCUGUAUACUUUCAAAGCUGUAUAUAAGUACAUGUGAAAACAAUCCGAUGAUUAGAAUGAGAUGGAAUCUGCACACCACUUUAAAUUUUCUUUUGUUAUUUAGCAUUUCAUAAUAAAAUUCAUUUGUAUAUACAAUGAUGCUUUGUUAGUGUCUUAGUGAUAAUAUUUUAACUAA